AUGGCUCUACCUGUCUGGCAAGAGAGUGUGGCAGAGCCCCUCAGUAUCGAUGUGAAUCCUCCCACCCAAACCUCCUUCUUUGAUGCCAAAAAGUUCUUCGCUGUGGAUUCGUUUGGCAGUACCAUGGGAGCUAUAUGCGAGCACAAGCCAAAGCUGUGGCAGCUUUCCACGGAAAUCGCGGCGAUAACUACUUCGCCAGAUACUAUACUCCGACAACCGGCUGCAAUAGAGUCCAUACGGGAUUCCGACCUCUGGGUUUUGAUUACGGACGGGGAAAUAGCCGAACAAAAUGUCGCAGAGCUCGCUCGGUUGGCCGACGUCAUGGAAGUAAUCCAUGUUCCCGCGGUUCUACUAAUUUUUGGCGGAAAGUACGCAUUUCCCGGCAACACCAAUAUCUCCGUUGGAAUACCGUUCUUCGCGGCCGCUCGAGCGGCAUUGAUCCUGUUUAAGAACUAUUCGACGGGGCGUCUAUACUUGAUGGGGCUAAAGGAGGGUUUCCAAGGUUCAUUCGAUCUAUCAAGCUGGGAAUCACUUCCAGAAUACCCAAACGAAGCUACUUUUGUCAAGCGUUGUGGGAAAUUGGCCAUUAAUCUGACACAACAUGAAGGGCGAAGGUCUCCCACUAGAGCAGCUUCACUGGGACCUGAGUGGGAUGCAGCUACCAAUGCCCUAGUCAAUGUUCCUGCAUUGCUCGUCCAGCAACAAAUCAGGUUUCAAGACCUACGCAAGUUACUUGGGGAAGAAGCCAUCUAUCAACUGGGACUCAUAUGCAAGACUCGCGGCCAGCUUGGGCAGCUACGGGAUCUACUCCUUCGCCACAAGCAACAGCAAGUCAUCGUACGGUUAGAGGAUCGCCAUGGGGCAAGAAUGAUAAUGGAGAGAAUCCAGACAGUAUCGGGACAUGAGGAUAGACUUUUGCUCAUGGAUCAGCUUCGUGGUGCUCAUGCCGCCAAUCGGGCGACUUAUCUGGACUUGCAGAAUUCUCCGAGCGAGGAAAAUCGGUUUGCUACCGAAAUCAACAGGCUCAUCAACCGAGGACUUUCCAUAAUUUCAGGUUUCGAGAAGUCCUCUUAUACAGCCGAUAUCCUCAACCGCAAAAGUAACAGGGCCAUGCGUUCAGAGGUAUCGUCAGCUGAGGACUCUGAGAUUCAUCUACAAGCGCUGGAUCUGGCCGAUGAUAUCGAAGCUUUUCGCGGCAUAUGUCCAAUCUGCUGCGGUGAAGAGCAGAUCAUGUCCGUGGUCCUCAAGAAACUUGAUACCGUUGAAGAGAACACUACAGAAUUCGCUCUGAACUUUCCCCUAUGUGCUCUUCCCUGCCCAAGGUCCAUCUACCAAGAGAACAUCGUGGCUACCAUUCCUACGGUCUGCUACCGAGGCCCAAACAAGAAGUACAUCAACCACCAGCUCACUCUUGCUAUCACAGCUGGACUUGCUACCAGCGCAUCCGGGGUAUUACAGCUUUUCAUGACGAUAAUCGAACGGACUCUGGAGACCAAGAACUGGUGCGCUAAAGAUAGUGAAGAUGCAGAGAUCUACUCUCGUCGACAGCUUUUGGACUGGACUCUUCGAAACCUUCUCCAGAGGUGCGAAUCACGAGAAAAUUUCAGUGAGACUGGACAAUGGGUUGCCUAUUCUCAGGCUCUUUUAUGGGCCGUCUCGGAUUACAAUCAAGCACAUCUUGACAGCUGGAUCAUCCAAUACCCUCUAGCUGGCUUCAAUCAAAUGUUGAGAUGGUACGAGUUGCUCAAUUUGCCUAUUGUCCCCGGGAGGAUGGAGGCAAUGCAGAAGGCGAAGAUCAUUAACCUUGUCAUCACCAACAUCAUGAACGGGCUCUUUCGCGAGAAGGACGGAGAUAAAUCAUGGACGCACCCAUUCUUGCAACUUGUAUACCAAGGCUUCAACGCACCAAACGUCCCACGAGAUUUGGGUGGUCCAACAUCCAUUGUUUCGGCAGACAGGUUCUGGCCGAAACUGGAAGACGCAUUGGGUCACUGGCAGGAGGUGAAGCGUUUCCUAGCAGGGUUCUACCAUGCCAGUCGUCGAGACGUCGCACCUCGUCUACAAGCCAUCACGUUCUGGGCACUGUUUACACAGAAGUGUCAUACCACACCAAAAACUUUCUUUGUAAACGUGAAGUUAAGAGAGUCGCUGGCACCAGCAGUGCUGAACCCAGAAGAAUUCAUUGCAGAAGGACCUAUCUUCGAUAGACUGACUUCAAGUUUUUGCCAACCCGCAGGCUGGCUGGGCUGCCCUGCCAAGUUUUACACUGAGGCAGACCUUCAAUCAGAGCCCAUUAAUGCCCUUGCGAUCCGUGCGCGUCGUGCGAACCACUUCAGCGAGGUAUACGGAAUCGGUAGCACUUUCAAUUCCCAGACUGGCCUUCCGGACCCCACGCAAGCUCCAAAGGCUCCCACAUCAUUCCACAAUACUUUGCACAUCAGCACGGCAAGAACGUGGUCCCAGCUGGACCUGAAAAGGAAGCAAGCUAUUUCCGAAGGCGUAUCCGGAGGCAACGAGCCAGCGAUUGCAGCCUUUGUCAGGGAAGUCCGCCUGGAAAUCUGUGCCAGAAACCACCGGGGCAACAUUUACUCUGCAAGCAUUGGGUACGAAAUCCGGAGCAUUCUACCAGGUUUCCUGGAAGCACUUCGCGUUGCUAGCGACAAGACGGGGCUAGAGGACAAGACAGGCAUGGCUUUGUGCAUGAUUUUAACCUGA
Molecule: messenger RNA, 2715 nt
Organism: Letharia lupina
Lineage: Eukaryota; Fungi; Ascomycota; Lecanoromycetes; Lecanorales; Parmeliaceae
Exons: 6
Coding region: 1-2715 (904 amino acids)
Source: RefSeq, a predicted model, not a curated record